UGUGUUUCAAAUAGUUCUGAGGGAUGACAAUGGGAUGCUGCUGCACAUUCAUUCUGCUUUAUUCUCUGCACCUUCAAAGUAUAGCCUCCCAUGGCAUUCAUAUACUACAAGGCUCACAAUUGCCUUAUCAUGGAGAUGAAGUUGGUUUGCUCUCAGAAAGUCUUCUUCAAUUUGGUUCCAUGCUCAACAAAGAAGUAAACUACACAAAGGAAAGUAUUACGAAUAUUUUUGAGCAGCUGGAUAUUUUCAACAUGUCUCUGGCAGAAAUGUCCAGGAAGGUGAUCCAGAUUGCUACAGCUGGAGAGAAUCUUACCAUAAAAGCAAAAAGCCACAUUAGCAAUGACACUAUGCCCCAGCUUGUUGAUGAGUUGAGCGAAGAGAUUGCCAGAGUGCAGCUACAUGGAGCAUCUUUGGAGGACAAGAUCAAGCCUUUGGAAAGAAGAAUGCGAAAAGCUGUGAAUAUGAGAAAAAAGAGUAAUUCCUUGUCCAGCACUGCUGAGAUUUUGUCCUUCCUUGAAAGGCAAAAUAUCCGAAUAGAGGCACUCAUGGCAGUUGUGGACAUCCAUCAAAAGCGGAUCAAUACCCAGGAAGCAAAAAUUCAAAGAUUAUUGAGGAAGACUGGACUAAGAAAAAAGAAAAGUAAAGAAAAGAAUAAUGAAAGGGCUAGAGAAAAAACUGUAGCUAUACUGUAGUUCCAUUAUAUACCCAUCAACUAUUAUGGUUGGGGAGUUUGGUUGAGACUGGCAAACUGCUUAUCCAGAUCUAUGACCAACAUUCAGCUGUUCUGUUACUUAACAUGAAUAAAGUGCAAUGAAGUCCCGUUACAUUCAAGAAAAUUGUUGUUUAUUUUGCUUACAGGAAAUCCUGCAAAACAGUCAGCAAACUGACAGCUGCAUUUGCCUUUUUUCAUGGACUUUCCUGCUUGUCUCUCCAUGAAAAUAUUUUUUUAUUUAUACAGUAGAUAUCAAUCACCAUUUGUUUAUCCUAGUUUUAAAUAUGCACUGAUUUACACAUGUUCCUUUCACAUGCUUAAACAAGUACCUGAUUAAUGCCCCCAUAUAUUCUCUCCUUGCCCACCUGUUGUCUGCACUCCUCUUUAAAUCUCUGUUAUGCUUCACAAUUGCUUAUUAUUACUGCUGUACAUUUAAGAAUGGAGAAUUUUGACAUGUGGUUAUGAAACUGCUGUAGAGCAGACCUACUAUAUUACUAUAUAGUUGCUGAUUUCAGCUAGAAGAAUAGCAAGAACUUUAUACUGUACUGCACAUAAAAAUAUAUAUGUAUCAGUUGUACUUGUGUUCAUUUCUGUGACUUAAAAUGUUAUGUAUGGGACAGACUUGCAACAUGGUAAGUAGCUUAGAUUCUUCUAUAUUCAAGGUACCAGGAAUAUUUUGUUUGUUAUAUUGUUACAGUCUAGAAUUCAAAUAAAAGGGUUUGGAGAGUUCUAGAAAAUAAAA
Molecule: messenger RNA, 1454 nt
Organism: Xenopus laevis (African clawed frog)
Lineage: Eukaryota; Metazoa; Chordata; Amphibia; Anura; Pipidae
Exons: 4
Coding region: 24-692 (222 amino acids)
Source: RefSeq, a predicted model, not a curated record